Epinephelus moara (kelp grouper) is the source of this 4256-nucleotide messenger RNA. Its product is annotated as spermatogenesis-associated protein 48. Bases 1 to 1209 code for a protein of 402 amino acids. The record is from RefSeq and is a predicted model, not a curated record. Lineage: Eukaryota; Metazoa; Chordata; Actinopteri; Perciformes; Serranidae. The transcript is spliced from 9 exons.
AUGACAGCAGUUUUGGAUCCCUCCAAGCCAUUCUCUGCAGAGCUGCAUGUCAUCAGACGGCUGAGCUCCAGUCUGUACAGGGCUGGAGGUGGUGAAGAUGGACGGGAAUCUGGACGUGUAAACUCUCCUUUUGCUAGAAGUCAGCCUUCGGCUGAGCGUGUCAACCUGGCUCCUUUACGAGACGACGUUCCCUUGCUGGAUCCUUGCUGCGGCCAGCUAAGUGCCGGAGCGGAGGUAGUCUUAGGGGUCAAAGGUCGACAGAAAUUCAUAGAUUUUCAGCAUGUGGCCUCUGCUCUGUGGGUGCCUCCAGGUUUCAGAGAGCGGCCACACACUGCCCCAAACUCCUCUGUUAUCUGUGUAGACCUGAGGGAAGAUAAGGAUUGGAACUCCAGGAGGAUCCCUGAUGCAGUUUUGAGAGCAACGCUCAGUGGUUCAGCCAAUCCUGUUAAAGUUCAACCACAUUCAGCUAGGACGUCAACUAAAGCAACAUCACACAGCAGAUUCACUGAUAAACACGCUGCACCUCAGGAUGGCCUCUCUUCUGAUUUGAGACUGUGGACAGACGACUCACCAGCAGCUCAGCGCUUCAGAUACACCUCUGCAACACAGAGGAGUUAUGAGGAAGUUGGCUGGGAUACUAAGUUACCCCGGCGCUUGAAGGCACCGGAGACAACCCUGGAGAAUAUUGUGGACCCAGUGAGUGAGCGUCCCUCAUCGAGGCGCUACAAUAGUCGACCUCAGCUGUGGCAGUCUAUUGGAGCUGAGUGGAACAGGCAGCAGCUUCGACAGAGGAAUGAUGCCAGGAAACCCAUAUCAUUCUGCAGUGGAUGUCCGAGGUCAGGUCAAAUCCCUUUGUACACAGGUACGAUUGGCUCUGAGAACAUGGAUAACAUCGACAACAUGGAUGAAGACUUUCACCCGCUGACCCUGAGGAGGAGUGUCGUGCCCCAGUACGUGCCUACAGCACGCCGAACCACCAUCCCUGGAUAUACAGGCAGGGCUGCUUAUGCAAACUGUGCUGCUGAUGCUGCAGUCUCUGUCCCAGCUGUCUCCAGUGCUGCACGCUCCUCUGGGACAAUCAAAGAUUUGGGGGGACCUACUUUUGGCCAUGCAGCGCCUUUGUCUCGAAUGGUGACCACAGUGACCCCCUGCAACUCCUUCCUGAGACCUGCGCUUCCUGUCACACACAAACAUGCGAGGAGGCAUUAGACAAAGCAGAUGAGAAAGUUUUGAAGGUGUCAGCUUCCUUUUUAUGCCAUCCAAUCUGUUUAUAUGAAUACGUCUAUAAUGAUGUGAUGUCAGUGACUGAUUCGGAGUGAGUUGGAGAAUAAUGAGAUGCCCCAUUAUCAUAAUUUCCCUGAUUUAGAUGAGUGGUUUUCUAACUCUGGGUAGUGAGCUCUUGCAUUGUCCUCUUAAACAUUCGCUCUCUCACUGACUCACUCACUCGCUCACUUUGUGUAUGUGUGUGUGUGUGUGUGUGUGUGUGUGUGUGUGUGUGUGUGUGCAUUUCAGCCCACACACGCUGUUUCUAUCAUGAAGGGCAAAGAGGUGGACCAAACAGAGAAAAUAUUUUGGGAAGUAUGGAUUUUCUACACUAAUGUUGAACAUUUAACAGCAUAAAAACAACAGCAGGUGUAAGAGAUCCAUUAUGAGUCAUAUUUUAGUAUUAACCCAAGCUGAUUUACUCAGGAAGUACAUAUUAAAUACAUUCUGCAGUCUGCACACAUCAUUUAGAGGCGUUGGUUUUUUGUAGAUGUGACUGUACUGCGAAUAGACAUCAUUAUGAAGUGUCUGCCAGCUAUAGCUAUAUGUCUGUGGUUUGUGCAGCUUCGCGCUUAGACAGGAAAUAGGGAUGAGCUGGUUUUCCUGUUUCUCUUUAUCUAUAUUUUGUUUAGAUUUACAUUUCAGAGGGAUUUCUACUUGAGCAUGCUGUUUUUUUCAUCAGGAGAUAAGGUUGUGUGAUCACUUGUGCUUCAUAGUUCUGAUCCACAUCUUAAAUAUCUUACAUGUAUUGUCAUUAAAGGGGCACUUCCAUUUGCACUUUGCGACAAAGUUGGGGGGGCUCACAAGAGAUGGAUUUACAAAAUAAUGGUCUGAAUUGAAGCAGCAGAGGCCAAGAUAUCCUGAGUUUUAGACACUAGUAUAGGUCAGAAGUGUUGGUUCCUAACUCAAAAGCUCAAAAGUCCCUUUCAUAAGACAUCAUCAGGGUUAAUGUAUUAAACUCUGGAAAACACCCUUGAAUGUUACAGGAGACAUUGCACAUCUGUUUUUUACAGGCUGUAUAAGACAGUGUCAAGGUGUCUGCAGGUCUUUAAAAGGUCUUAAAUUCAAUUUAAGAAAUAUAUGGCCUUGAAAGUAAUUGAAAUAUAAUUAAUUUUCAGUGGGCAUGGUCUUAAUUGCAACAGAUAUUUGAUCUAAUUUCAUUUAUCUAUCAUUUAUCCAUCUUUAAAUUAUCCAUGUUUAAUGUAUUUUUGUCAAAAUGAAUCAAGCUCUUCAGUGUGACAGCUCACACUUCUGAUAUUUCAAAUCUUUAAAUCUACAAUAGAACCUAAUACUGUCUUUAUACUUUAUAUUUGCACUUGCCUGUUGGCAAAAUGUAGGUUAACUUAACUCACUCUAAUAACCAUAUUCCUACAUAAAAUCGGUCCACAUAUACUCUACUUAGCUUUCUACUUACCCGCAAUGCUUUAACAACAACAAAAAUUGUCCAAAAAUCAGUCUUAAAUUUUGUUAAAAUUACCUUGAAAAGGUCUUGAAAAGCAUUAACUUUGUGUUUGAUACCUGUAGACACCCAGAGUGUUGGGCAAGUUAAUCAAUUACUCCUUACAUGUUAUCCAUUGAAAAAGCUAUUACAUUAGUUACUCACCAGUGACAUUAUUGUUACUUUACUUUAGUUACUCAGCACAGAUGUGUCAAAGGUGCCUUUAAACAACUGGUAGUCAUCUAAACUUCACAUAUUCUAUAUUUACUGUGUACAGUAAAUAUACUGUACCUAGCAGACUCUAACAGUCUGCCCACAUGUUAGAGUUACUAACUGACCAUCAACAGCUAGUCUAGUGAGCACUGUCCUCACAGCAAGGCCACAGAAUUCACACAUCCUCCAACUCUUAACUAACCCAAGUGACUCCCAAAUGUAGGCUAAUAGGCACGGUUAGCAAGCCAGCCAUGAACACACAUUUAAAUACAAUAAUUUUGGAGUUAGUCCCGUUUCUCCUCUUUUGAAAGACGCUAACUGCCUCUCUAAACCUCCAGGCCCUGUGUCAUGCUAAGAUGUCCCGAACCAGGCCAGUCUCUUCACUGUAUACAGAGGGCAAACUAAAAAAAAAAACCUCCAUCAAACUCCCGGUAAGACAGUGCACAAGUCAACUCCCGAUUUGUUUUAAGUAACUGAGCCUGACUGAGUUUAGUAAAUGUAAUGGAAUGACUGAAUUUGAAACCCUCAUAAUACCCAUUACUGAAAAAAUUAUCACACUUCACUGUUCCUGCCCAAAACUGAUCACAGUGAAUCUGAACUUCUUGUAUAAAGGAUUUGAAAUGAAUCAUACCAACAUACACUGUAGAUUUAUCCUUUCCUUUGCAUCAUAGUGAAUCCAGUGAAUCUACAGAGUGCACGCUUCCUUUUGGCCUGAUAUCAGCCAACAGCUCUGUUGGUGAUUGACGCCUAGUAACCACCAUUUAAUGUGCUGGACAAUCUUGACUUUAAGCCUAAAUCUGGAAAGCCAGCAUUCCAUAUAAACACAUCAUGAAAUGAUGGAGGGAGCAGGCAUGCUGCUAUUAACUAAAGCAUUUUGAAUCUAAUUAGUGAUCAUCAUUUCACAUGCAUAUGGUGAUGUUUUAGACAGUUAAAGAUUACGUUUGACACUUUGGAAAAUACGCUUGAUUGCUUUUUUUAGAGCGUUAGAUGAGAACAUUGAUAUCCCUCAUAUCAGUGUACUAGAGAUGAAGCUACAGCCAGGAAACCGUUAUCUUAGCAUAAAGACUGGAAAUGGGGAAACGGCUAACCUGGCUCUGUCUUAAGGUAACAAAAUCUGUCUAGCAGCACCUCUGAAGCUAAAAAAAAUAGCACUUGUGACAUCCUGUGUCCGGCUAGCUGUUUCCCCAGAUAUAAUAUAAUAAUACCUUAUAAUCAAUUGUUUUAUCUGACUUGCAGACAAAACUGUAUUUCUCAAAACAUCACUUUGUUUCUUUGAAAUUGGUAUUGUACCCAAGUUUAUAUGUUUGCUGGUGGUGUUCAGAACCAAUAAAACUGUGUGAAC